Molecule: messenger RNA, 922 nt
Organism: Hipposideros armiger (great roundleaf bat)
Lineage: Eukaryota; Metazoa; Chordata; Mammalia; Chiroptera; Hipposideridae
Gene: TCF23
Product: transcription factor 23
Exons: 3
Coding region: 215-922 (235 amino acids)
Biological process (GO): developmental process; regulation of transcription by RNA polymerase II
Molecular function (GO): DNA-binding transcription factor activity, RNA polymerase II-specific; protein dimerization activity; RNA polymerase II transcription regulatory region sequence-specific DNA binding
Source: RefSeq, a predicted model, not a curated record
GGGAGGCAGGCAGGAGGCUUUAUGCGGGGGCCGUGCCGGUGGGCUGUUUUCCCAGAGCAAGGAACGAGGCAGGACUGAGUUGGCGCCAGCUCCCUCAGAUACAGACAUUGCUGGCUGGGUGACCGGCCUGCCCCAGCUAACUUGAGCCCAAGGGCUCCCUCAGGCACUGUGUUCCUGUCCUGGGGGCUGCGACACCACAUCCCAGGGGUGUGGCAUGUCACAGAGGGAGGCCAGAGGGGCACCAGCCAUGCCUGGAGUAGGGCAGAGCCCGGUGAAGGCCUGGCCGAGGUUGCUAGCAGGCGCUGACAGGAGGAGGAGCUGCCUGCGCAGGACAAGGCACAGCUUGUGGGAAGAGGCCAGCAGGAGCAACUGCAGGUGGAGCCGAGCUGCCCCUGGACUGAGAGGGGUCAGGGCCAGGAGCCUGGCUGCAGGCAGGAGUGAGGCCAGUCCUGAGAACGCAGCGCGGGAGCGGAGCCGGGUGAGGACACUGCGCCAAGCCUUCCUGGCCCUGCAGGCUGCUCUGCCUGCCGUGCCACCUGACACAAAGCUUUCCAAGUUGGAUGUGCUGCUGCUGGCCACCAGCUACAUAGCCCACCUCACCCGCACGCUUGGCCAUGAGUUGCCUGGCCCCGCCUGGCCACCCUUCCUGCGUGGACUCUGUUACCUGCACCCUCUCAAGAAGUGGCCGAUGCGAUCUCGUCUCUACGCCGGAGGCCUGGGGUGCUCUGGCCUUGACUCCACCGCAUCUGCCACCUCAAGCCAAAGAACAAAGGAGGCAGAGGCCAGACCNCUAGAAGGGAGAUCAACACAAGGGGGAGAGGAGAGGAAAGGCCAGCACGCUCUGUGCCUCUCCAGGCUAAGGUCCCUUCUGCCCACACCACGCCAGUGCUCCCCUGUGGGACCCAGGGCAGCUGCUGCGUGA